CCCCGCGAGUCGCUGGGGGAAGUGGGGCAGAGACCGGACGCACCCGGCGCUCAGAGCGCAGGAGCCUCAAGUCGGCGCCCGGCACAGCGGAGUCCGCAGACCGGAGCCGGGGCCUGGAGGGUGGACGAGCUCCCGGAGGCUCUGUUCCCGAAGGGGAGGACCAUGGCCUUCCUGCGGCUCAGCCGGCGGCUGGCCUGCGCCUGGCAAAACAACCACCGCCUGUUCGCGCCCGGCUCCCGACACAUUAGUCAGGCCGCAGCCAAAGUCGACGUUGAAUUUGAUUAUGACGGGCCCCUGAUGAAGACAGAAGUCCCAGGGCCUAGAUCUCGGGAGUUAAUGAAACAGCUGAAUAUGAUUCAGAACGCAGAUGCCGUGCAUUUUUUCUGCAAUUACGAAGAGAGCCGAGGCAAUUACCUGGUCGAUGUGGAUGGCAACCGGAUGCUGGACCUUUACUCCCAGAUCUCCUCUGUCCCCAUAGGCUACAGCCACCCUGCUCUCCUGAAGCUGGUCCAACAGCCUCAAAACGCGAGCACGUUCAUCAACAGACCUGCCCUGGGAAUCCUCCCUCCGGAGAACUUUGUGGAGAAGCUCCGGGAGUCCUUGCUCUCUGUGGCUCCCAGAGGAAUGUCCCAGCUCAUCACCAUGUCCUGCGGCUCCUGCUCCAACGAGAAUGCCUUUAAGACCAUCUUCAUGUGGUACCGGAACAAGGAAAGGGGCCAAACAGGUUUCUCCAAAGAGGAGCUGGAGACGUGCAUGAUCAACCAGGCCCCCGGCUGCCCCGAGUACAGCAUCCUCUCCUUCAUGGGCGCAUUCCACGGGAGGACCCUGGGAUGCUUAGCCACCACGCACUCCAAAGCUAUUCACAAGAUCGACAUCCCUUCCUUCGACUGGCCCAUCGCACCGUUUCCACGGCUGAAAUACCCCCUGGAGGAGUUUGUAAAAGAGAACCAGCAAGAGGAGGCCCGCUGUCUGGAAGAGGUGGAGGAUCUGAUCGUGAAGUAUCGGAAGAAGAAGAAGACGGUGGCGGGGGUCAUCGUGGAGCCCAUCCAGUCCGAGGGCGGGGACAACCAUGCGUCCGACGACUUCUUCCGGAAGCUGAGAGACGUCUCCAGGAAGCACGGCUGUGCCUUCCUAGUGGACGAGGUCCAGACCGGAGGGGGCUGCACCGGCAAGUUCUGGGCCCACGAGCACUGGGGCUUGGCUGACCCCGCGGACGUGAUGACCUUCAGCAAGAAGAUGAUGACCGGGGGCUACUUCCACAAGGAGGAGUUCAGGCCCAACGCCGUGAGUAGCAGCCCUGCUCUCCUCUUCUUGCUCAGGACCCUCCUUUCUCCAAACCAGGAGCUCAGUGGCCACCUAACGGCCCAUGCCGCAGGCGACCCUGCGGGCCUCAGAAGUGGUCUCCGGUGCUGCAGCAGCAGGACUGACACCGACUUCCCGGUGAGGUAUCUGAGACAUGAGCAGUUAUGCUUGUCCAGUAACUUCCAUACGGCGGCCCUGGGGUUGGGACUGAUUCUGGUGGACUUGAGAGUCCACGUUCUGUGCCAGCGGUUACCUCCUGAUGUGAUCAAGGACCUAGCCCUUCUCCGCUGCCAGAGACGCCGGCUUGUCCCCCCGCUGCAGGCCCGGUACCCCCAGUUCAUCAGCAGGGUGAGAGGACGGGGCACCUUUUGCUCCUUCGACACUCCAGACGAGUCCAUACGGAAUAAGCUGGUUUCAAUGGCCAGAAACAAAGGCGUGGUGUUGGGAGGCUGUGGGGACAGAUCGAUCCGGUUCCGCCCCACUCUGGUCUUCAGGGACCACCACGCGCACCUGUUCCUCAACAUCUUCAGCGAUAUCUUAGCCGACUUCAAGUAACGAAGCCGUCUCCACUGCGCCCGAGACAGCCCCGGUCUCAACAGUCGUCAACCGAUUAGUUUGCCUAAUUCAUGUUUUCACUUAAAGGAUCAGAGGCGAA
Suricata suricatta (meerkat) is the source of this 1957-nucleotide messenger RNA. It is a transcript of the gene ABAT, whose product is annotated as 4-aminobutyrate aminotransferase. NCBI's taxonomy places the organism in Eukaryota, Metazoa, Chordata, Mammalia, Carnivora, Herpestidae. Gene Ontology annotation, molecular function: pyridoxal phosphate binding. Gene Ontology annotation, cellular component: mitochondrion. The transcript is spliced from 18 exons. Gene Ontology annotation, biological process: GABA catabolic process. The coding region runs from base 163 to 1857 and encodes 564 amino acids. The record is from RefSeq and is a predicted model, not a curated record.